Phanerochaete carnosa HHB-10118-sp is the source of this 963-nucleotide messenger RNA. RefSeq lists its product as uncharacterized. The coding region runs from base 1 to 963 and encodes 320 amino acids. Lineage: Eukaryota; Fungi; Basidiomycota; Agaricomycetes; Polyporales; Phanerochaetaceae. The transcript has a single exon. The record is from RefSeq and is a predicted model, not a curated record.
AUGAAUGGCAUCAAAUACCGUGGGCAUUCUAACCUCCUGAAACAGUCAGAACACAAGCUUAUUGUUCCCAAACGUAACCACUACUUCCUCAAGAAAUUUGGAAAUGACCAUUGCUUAUAUGCACGCAUGACCCGCUUCAUGACCGGACACUUUCCCCAUGGAGAAUUCCAGAAUAAAAUGAAUCUUGAAGGUGGGCGAACAUGCCUGUGCACAAAUACCUACGAGACACAAGACCACAUCCUAUAUGAAUGCCCAUAUUGGAUAAGAACUGACAAAAUCAGACCACCCAAACGUGCACCUGACCAAACCCGCCUAGAGCUUAUCUCCGCAGGAAAACAGCUUGAACUGCAGAACAAAGAACAAGUAGUCACAAUUGAUGAAAUACACAACUUCCUGCUACUUACCCCUCUCGUCAGGACAUUCAAGUGGCAGGAUCUGAUGGAACACAUGCAAUUGGAUGUGUUCCCACUACGUGACAAUGAUAAUCCUGACUAUGAGUCUCAUAUCAUCAACAUCGUGUUCGAUGCACUGGUGCUACAGCGUCCUACGCUUUACACUGAAUACAAGCGCGCCAUGCGCAGAAACAAAUCUCCAGCACCAUUCCUUCAAUGGCUGAAUGCCAAAUCACAGUGGCCCAUUAGACAUAUAUGGAUGAAAUACCAUCAGCAUCACCCCAAUGACCAAUGGCUGUUCCAGGAGGUUGUACCAGACUGGCUGCGGUCAGUCUUUGUUGUGGCCCAUGUUCCUCUCAAGAUGGAGGUCGUGUGGCAGAGCGAUGAUAGUAGGGAAUCAGUGAAACUCAUCCAGGUAGAUGACUCAAUUGCAUCUGACCCUGCAGAAUCCCCUGCAUCUAGUCUUCAUUUGCUGUCAUCUGAAUCUGAUUGGGAGGAGGCCGCCUCGACUCGGUACACUAUGCAAUAUAUUGAAGUAUGGCCACACUCACCGUCACACAGUGAGCACUGA